This is a messenger RNA of Closterium sp. NIES-65, 8648 nucleotides long. The record is from the annotation of a GenBank genome assembly. NCBI's taxonomy places the organism in Eukaryota, Viridiplantae, Streptophyta, Zygnematophyceae, Desmidiales, Closteriaceae.
AUGCGGAUCUUAUAUCUCUUUUCAAAUUCCGCCUUCCCCCACUCCAGGUUCCGCCGGACGCCAAAUGGCCCCGCGGAAGGCGCAUCUAGCGCCGGUGGUGCCGGCAGAGGCGGCAUCGGUCGGGGAAGCGGGCAGGGGAUGCCAGGAGCGGGAAUAGGCGGAGCUGCCGGCGGAUCCGGCGGAGGUCCGGGCGGGUAUCGUGGAGCAACAGGUCCUCAGUCACAGCAAAGAUAUGGAUCAACAGCAGUCGCGGGAAACGGUCCCACACCAGCAGCAGCGCCUGCGCCUUCCGCGUGGGGUGCGGGCCUUGCGCGCACAAGUGCGCCUACCCCCGCCGCUUCCGGCACCCAGCAGCAGCGGCAGCAGCAGCAACCAGCGGUGCAGCUGUCAUCCGGCCCGGGGAUUCCAGGUUUUGAGUCUGCGCCUCCCCCUGCGGAUUCCGCCUUCCCCGGCCUUUCCCGCUCCACGUCCGCGGGCGGAGCAGCAGCUCGGCCGGGGGCUCCGGGCGUAGCUGGGCCGGGCGCAGGCGCCCCUGCGCCAGUAGUAGGGUCUGGGGGAGCGCCUGGCGCAGGGCCUGCGGGUGUGCCUGCGCCGAGAAUAUCGUUUGCAGCUGCAGCAGCUUCUGGGGGGAUGUCGUACGCGCAAAGAGCGGCGCAGGCGCUGAAUCGCGCGGCUGCACCGCCCGCCCAAGCGCAACAGGCGCAGGUACAGGCGCAGCAAGCGCGGGUGGGCGGAAGCGGGGCGCAGCAAGCGACAGGUCAAGCGGGGGAAGCCGCGUCACAGGGGAAGGCGGACGCUGCUAAGCCGCCGCAGGGCACGGAAACAGCAGCACAGGCGGGCACAGGCGCAGGGGCAUCUGGUGGAGCGGGGGCGGACGGGGGUCAGGGAGCAGCGGGCGGGGCGAAGGGUAGCGCGAAGGGGGGGGCGAAACCACCGGUGAAGGCUCUUGGUCCUGCUGCGGCUGUAGCGGGGCCUCCUGCUCUUCCCCCUGGCGUAUCGCCUGUAGCUCUGCAGUUCGGCACGUUCAACCCUAACUUCAUGGGCGCCAGCGGCCCCGUUAUUGUUCCCCCUCGCACCACCUCUGCUCCGCCCAAUCUGGACGAGCAACAGAAGGAGCAGGCCCGGCACGAGGCCAUGCUUCGCCAGCAGCAAGCAGCCAAGUCCGGAGAAGCAGGGGCAGCUAAAGCCCCUAUCGGAGGAAGCAUCCCAGAAGAAUCUCAACAGCCGCGGGCAAGCCGGGCACUUAAAAUUAUGGAUCCGACCACUCAGAAAGAGGUGAAGGUGGAAAAGGUGCCCGCGACUAAAGCCAAGCCCGGGGCAGGAGCAGCAGGGGCAGGAGCAGCAGGAACAGGAACGGGAGCAGCAGGAGGAGCAGGAGGAGGGGCGAGGGGAGGGACGGGCGCAAGGGCAGGGGCAGCAGGAGGAGCAGGGGAGGGCGCAGGUGCGGGGGCAGGGGGAGCAGCAGGAGGGGCAGCAGGGGGAGCAACAGUGGGGGCAGCGGGGAGAGGUCCAUCAAGCGCCACUACCUCCCCUGCUCCUCACGGGCUUACCUCAACCCCUGCAGGCCUGACCUUCGAAAUUCCAGCCCAACCAUCCACUCCAGGUUCUGCCCCCACCACUCCUCACGGCGGACUAGUCUCCCCAGCCGGUGCUGGGGCGGCCGCAGCAGGGGUGGCCGGCCGGGGGAUGCCUAUUGGGGUGGCGGCGGCAGCUGCAGGCGCGCGCCCCCCCAUGGGGUUCGCGCAGCCCGGGCACAUGCUUCCAUCCAUGUACUAUCCGGGGAUGCCUGGUGUGGGGGGAGUGCCAGGGGUGCCGGGGGUGGCAGGUGUUCCCCCCGGUGCCUUCCCCCAGGCGCGAUUCUUUCCCCCACAGCAGCCUGGGCCUAUGCCAGCAGGCGGGGGGAUGGUCGGGGGGCCGGGAGGGGGGAUGGGCGGACCAGGGGCAGGCGGGCAGGGUAGGUUUACCCCCCCGUAUCCGCAGCAGGCGGGGCAUGGCGGGGGGGUGAGGCCGCAUAUGGGACACGUUUUGCCACACCAGCAGAUGCCAGGGGGCGGGCCGGCUGGUAUGGUGCACUAUGCCACUGGUGCCGUUCCUGGCGCCGUGCCCGGUGGUUCAGGUUCGGGAGCGGGUGGUCCGGGCGCUGGCGGGGCUGGUUCGGGGGCAGGAGAGGAAAUGCCCAUGCCUGGGAUGGAUGGUAUGGGGAACAUGCCUGUGUCGUCGCCGGUAGGUCCAGGGCCAGGUAUGGUGAUCCCAAACCUGCCGAUGAUGGCUCCUGUAGGUUCGGGAGGGCCGGGUGUGGGGGGGUAUAUGAUGGGCGCAGGGACAGGGUUUGUGAUUCCAGGGCAUGGGCGGGGAGUUGGGGGAGGAGGGGGAAUGGGGGGAGGGGGAAGGGCAGGGGGGAUGCACGGGAGGGGGGCAGGGGGACCAGGUGGGGCAGGGGGACCAGGUGGGGCAGGGGGACCAGGUGGGGUAGGGGGCACAGGUCCUGGGGCGGGUAGGGGAAGCGGGGUAAGUGCACAGGUCAUGUCUUCGAAUCGAAUCGUAGUGUCGACAACAGGAGGGGUUACCAAUUUGCCAUCGCCAGGUUCGGGAGUGCGAGACAGGCCUGGGGCAGGUCCGGAUGGGCUGAAGAGGUCCGGGAGCGGUAAGACAACAUGGCCAGUGGUUAGGAGCCCCUCUGGUGGUGCUUCGGGGCAGCAGGGGAAGGAGGAGAAGGGAGAGAAGGAAGGGGAGGAGGGUGUGGGUGGGGCUGUGGUGGAAAAGAAAGAGGAGGGUGAGAAGGGCGAGGAGAAUCGAGCGAAGGGGAGUGAUGCGGCUGUGGCAAAUGGAGAACAGAAUGUAGCAGGGAAGAGUGAAGAGGUUCAGGCGAAGAGCAAAGAGGAGGUGGCAGCGAAGGUCACAGGCGAGCCAGUUGCAGCAGAGGGGGGUGUGGGGAAAGAGGCUGCAGGGAAGGAGGGUGAAGUGAAGGUGGUAGAAGGGAGGGAUGUGAAGGACGGUGGUGAUGCAAAGGCGAAGGUUUCAAGCGAGGAGGAAGAGAAAAAGGCAGGCGGGGAGGCGACUGGUGCUGAGGCACCUGCUGCUGCUCCUGCUGCUGCUUCAGCUGCAGCGGUUGCUCCUGUGGUGGCGAAACCAGUGGAGGAGAGUAAGGAAGGAGAGGGGUUAAGUGGGGAGGCGGGCGCCGCAAAGGAGAAAGGAGAGGAGAAGAAGGGUGGGAAGAAGAAAGACAAGAAGGAGAAGAAGAAAAAAGGAAUUGAGAAGGGAGAGGAGAAGGAUGCAGGCAAGAAAGAGGCGGGAGAAGCAGUGCCGGAGCCGGAGGGGGAGAAGGCUAAAGGAGAGGAGAAGGAGGCGACAUGGACUUCCGCUCCUUUCCUACGCGAGUGUAACGCCGUGCUGAAACCGCCUGCUGCACAAAGAGUACAGCAGAUGGCGGCUCAGGGGUUCAAUCGCCCUAUGGACGCCCUUUCGGGUGCACCUGGGGGAGGUUUGAACCGGCCAGGUAUGGACGAGGACCGCUGGGCGAGAGGGCCAGGAAUGGGCCCGAGAGGUCCGGGCGGAGGUAUGGACGGAGGGGUGCUGGGCCCGCCUGGAGGUCCGGGGUUCAGAGGUCCGGGAGGCGGGCCGCCUAUGGGUAUGGGAGGCCCGGGGAUGCGGGGAGGAAUGGGGGGACCAGGGGGGCCGUUGCUGGGGAGGGGGGAUAGGGGGGUGUUGCCUCAUGGUGCGCCUGGGAUGGGGGGACCUGGGGGGAUGCCUAUGGGUGGUCCGAGGGGAGGCGUGGAUGCAGAUAGAUGGCAGAGAAACCCGAUGCAGAACCGACCUGCUGCACCUGCGGGACCCCCGCUGCCUGCGAUUCACAAGACGGAGAAUCGGUACAAGGCAGGGAUGGUGUCGGAUGAAGAGGAAAAGAAGCAGCGGCAGAUCAAGGGGAUUCUGAACAAGCUGACGCCUCAGAAUUUCGAUAAGUUGUUCAAUCAGGUGAAGGAAGUGCAGAUUGACUCUCCUGAGACGCUCACAGGGGUGAUUGGGCAGAUUUUCGACAAGGCGUUGUUAGAGCCCACGUUUUGUGAGCUGUAUGCGAAGUUCUGCCAGGCGUUGUCUGUCGAGUUGCCUCAGUUUGGGGAGGGGAAUGACCGGGUGACGUUUAAGCGCACGCUUUUAAAUAAGUGCCAGGAGGAGUUUGAGCGAGGGGAUCAGGAGCAGCUGGAUGCUGAGAAGGAGGAGGAGGAGGUGGAGGUGGAAGAGGAGGAGGAAGGGGAGGGGAAGAAAGGGGAAGGGGAGGGGAAAGAUGGGGCGGACGGGAAGGCGGAAGAGAAGAAGGAAGGGGGGGAGGAAGGGAAGAAGGAAGUGGAGGAGGGUGGGAAGGACGAGAAGAAGGAAGGGGCCAAGGGAGCGAAGGUUAUGGUAAAGAAGAUGGUGAAGUUGACGGAGGCGGAGAGGCAGAGCAGAAGGCAGAAGGCUCGGAGGCGCAUGCUGGGGAAUAUCCGCUUUAUAGGAGAGCUCUAUAAGAUGAGCAUGCUCACGGAGCGCAUCAUGCACGGAUGCAUCCAGAAGCUUCUAGGAAACACUGAGGACCCGGACGAGGAGGACAUGGAGGCCUUGUGCAAGCUGCUCGCGACCAUCGGGCAAAUCAUCGACCACGAGAAGGCACAGAGCCACAUGGAAGCAUACAUGGCGCGCAUAGCCCACUUCUCCACCUACCAGAAACUCUCCUCCCGCAUCCGCUUCGGCCUGCAAGACAUUCUCGAGCUCCGGGAGAACAAGUGGCAGGCCAGGCGGAAGGUCGAGGGGCCCAAGAAGAUCGACCAGGUGCAUAGGGACGCGCGGGACGAGCGGUCCAAUGCUGUCGCGACAGCUGGCAGGCAGAUAUUGGAGCGCGGGGGCGGCGGGAGCAGGGGCCCGGGUGGUGGUAUGGGGAGCGGGCGGCGGCCGGAGUAUGGCAUGGAGCCGCCCGGGCGGCCGGGUUUGGCUGGGUCUGGGCCGAUGAGGGGCGGCCCGGGGCUGAUUGGGGGGCAAGGGGGGCCGGGGGGAGGGAUGUAUGGGCGGGGGCCGGGGUAUGGGCACCCUGGGGGGAUGGGGGGAAGAGGGGGAGGCCCUGGCGGGUAUGAGGGGAGAGGGGGAAUGGAGGAUAUGGGUCGCCCCAUGCCCCUCCCCCAGAGGAACAUGGAGGAGGGGGAAUUGAAGCUGGGGCCGCAUGGGGGGCUGGGGAGACCUGGGGGAGGGGGCCCAGGGGGAGGCAUGGGCGGGGGGAUGAGGGGGGGACCUGGGGGACCUAUGGGGGGACCCAUGGGGGGGCUUAUGGGGGGCCCAGGGCGGGGGGGACCUGAAGGUCCCCCUGGCGCCAUGCCUCCGGAGAUGCGCAGGUUCGGGCCGAGCCAGAGCGAGAGGUUCGGGCCGAGGGUGGGGGAGAUGGGGGGCCCGAGGGGCGGGGGGGAUAGAGACGCGCCGAUGAGGGCUGGCCCUGGCGGGUAUGGGGAGAGAGGGGGGGAGAGAGAAGGGGGGCGGGGGCUAGUAGGCCCUGGGUCUAGGAGUAUGAUGAUGGGGAGGGGACCUGGGCCUGAGGCGAGGGGGUAUGGUGGGCGGGGGAUGGGGAUGGAGCGGGAGAGGGAGAGGGAGGUGGAUGCAUGGAGAAGAGGCACGAGAAUUGAUGAGGAGCCGCAAGCAGGUGGAGGCAGGGAGGCAGGGAGGGAUGGGUGGAGGGAAGCGGGGAGAGGAGAUGGAGGGAGAGGGGACGUGGGGAGAGGGGGAGGGCCGGGAGUGGGGCCAGGGGCAAGAGAGGGAGCAGGAGGAGCAGGAGGGGCAGCAGGAGCAAGAGGAGCAGGGGCAGCAGCAGAGACGGGAGGAGGAGCGGGAGCAGCAGGGGGGGCGGGAGGGGGAGCAGUAGGGGCGAAGGCGGGGGCAGGGAUGGAUGAGGAGGGUGCUGUGGCGAAGGCGAACAGUGCUGUGGAAGAAUUCCUCAGUGCAUGUGAUUUCAAGGAGGUGAUUGUGUGCACCUUGGGUGGGGAGAAGGCCGUUGGUGCAUCGAGCAGCUGCAAGCGCCGCAGCAACAACGGCUCCCUCACACCUUCUAAUCACUGCCUUUUCUCCCUCUUCUCCUUUCCUCUCCCCUCCUUUUUAUCUGUUUUCCCACAGUGCCCUGCCCGCGACUUCAAGGAAGUCUGCCUGUGCAUUGAGGAGCUGCAAUCCCCGCAGCAUCACGGGGCGGUAGUGGCGGGGUGUGUGGCGGCAGGGCCCUCGCACCUUCUAAUCACUGCCCUCGUCUCUCACCUCUUCCUUCCCGUCCCCUCUCAGUGCCCGUCAGGUGGGGCAGGGGGAACAAGGGUAGGGGUGGCGGCAGGGCUGGACGAGAAGGAGGCGCAGAGGCAGCAGGUGGAGGAUCUGGUGGUGCGGCUGUGCUGCGAGCCCAAGCCGCCGCUCUUCACGAGUGACCAGAUUCAGCAAGGUCUGGUGAGAGUCUUCCAGGAGCUCGAGGAUUGGUCAGUUGAUGCCCCCAAGGCCCCGCAACACGUGGGCCGUCUGAUUGGCCGGCUCGUGGCAGCUGGCGCCGUCCCAUUGGCUGACGUGGCCCGGCUGGUGAAAUCAGGCGGUGCAGAGGAAGGGAGUCUGGUGGAGAUGGGUGAGGGGAUGAAGGUGAUGGCAGCAGUGGUGGGCGCGGUGAGGGGGGAGAAGGGGGAGAAGGAGGCGGGGGAGAUGGUGCGGGCGGCGGGGAUAGAUGGACCCGAGGAAUUCAUGGAGGAGAGAGCGAGAGGGAGGAAGGAGAAGGUGGAAGAGGCGAGGAAGGCUCUAGGGCUGGCAGGUGCUGCAGACCCGGUGAGUGGUGUGAGAGUUGUGAGUGUUGUGAGUGGUGUGAGUGGUGUGGGUGGUGUGAGUGGUGUGAGUGUUGUGGGUGGUGCAAGUGGUGCGAGUGGUGUGCAUGGUGCGGGCGGCGGGGAUAGAGGGGCUGGAAGACUGGAAGCAGUGGCAGAGCACCUGAAAGACGCUUUUGCCAAGGGGGAAUCAGCAGAGGCUGUGCUUAAAUGGCUGCAGACCAACACUCCACCUGACACCCCAACGCAGCCGGCUUUCCUGCGCCUGCUCAUGCGCUCGCUGCUGCAGCAGUGCAUCGGUGAUAGCAGACAAGACUUCAAGAAGCUACUGGCAAGGCCAGUGAAGAAGUAUGCCAAGGUCUUCCAGGAGUAUGCAGCAAAGAAGCAAAAACCCAACCAGGUUCAAUAUCUUUUCGGAGCUCAAGAAUUCGCAGAGUCGUGUGGGCACCCAGCGGGCCUGCUAGACGCGGUCUUCAAAACACUCUACGACCUCGAUGUGGUGGAGGAGUUGAUGCUGUUUAGGUGGCAAGACGACAACAAGGACCCAACGCCUGGCAAGCAAAAGGUGAGUCGGUUUCGUUCUGAAGCUUUCCACGUGGCUUUGGUUUUCCCUGUUUCUGCCGCGGGGCCCUUGAAACUGCCGAUUUGCGGAGAGAUGGGCGGAAAGGCAGGCGCGACAUUAUCCAGGUACAAGGUGAUCAAGCAGAUGGGCGAUGGCACAUACGGCACCGUUUGGAAGGCCAUGAACCUCCACACCAAUGAAAUUGUGGCGGUGAAAAAGAUGAAGCGGAAAUUUUACUCGUGGGAGGAGUGUAUGAGUUUGAGAGAAGUCAAGUCACUGCGCAAGCUGAACACACAUUCACCCUCAUCUCCUCCCGUUCCCCUCCCGUUCCCCCCCUCCCAUCCCAUCGCCCCCCCUCCUCACCGUGCGCCAGUCGCUGCGCAAGCUGAACCACAGCAACAUCGUGCGGCUGAAGAAGGUUCGCUGCGCAAGCUGAACCACAGCAACAUCGUGCGGCUGAAGGAGGUGAUCCGCGAGAACAACGAGCUCUUUUUCAUCUUUGAAUACAUGGACUGCAAUCUUUACCAAGUCAUGAAGGACAGAGAGACGCUUUUUCCCGAGUCGAAAAUACGCAGCUGGAUGUACCAGGUGCUGCAAGGGCUAGCCUACAUGCACAAGCACGGGUACUUCCACCGGGACUUAAAGCCCGAGAACCUGCUGGUGACUAAGGACGUGAUCAAGGUGGCCGACUUUGGGCUCGCCCGAGAGGUGCGGUCGCGGCCGCCCUUCACAGACUAUGUCUCCACUCGAUGGUACCGUGCUCCAGAGGUGCUGCUGCAGUCCACCGUGUACAACGCCCCCAUUGAUAUGUGGGCGAUUGGGGGCAUAAUGGCGGAGCUAUUUUCGCUCCGCCCGCUCUUCCCUGGCGCCAGCGAGAUCGACGAGAUAGUGAAGAUCUGCUCUGUCAUCGGUACGCCCACAGUGCACACGUGGCCGCAGGGCCUCAAGCUCGCCGCUGCCAUGAACUUCCGCUUCCCUGAGUACUCGCCCAUCCCGCUGUCGAAGCUCAUCCCAUCUGCCUCCCCAGAAGCCAUUGAUCUCAUGACGCUGCUCUGCUCAUGGGACCCCGCCAGGCGACCCACAGCCGCACAGUCGCUGCAACACCCGUUUUUCCUGAGCGGAAUCCAGGUCCCCCCAGUCAUGCCGUCACCCAAGCCAAACCCCACCAACUCCAGCCGCACCCACCCCGUCACAUCGCCGCACCUCCCCUCCCUUCCACAAGCCGCCAGCAAGCCAUACAGCCACCUAGACGAGCACUUGGACGAGUGGGAAGGGGCGCCGGGGCA